Salvia splendens (bonfire salvia) is the source of this 432-nucleotide messenger RNA. RefSeq names its product CEN-like protein 4. Gene Ontology annotation, cellular component: nucleus; cytoplasm. NCBI's taxonomy places the organism in Eukaryota, Viridiplantae, Streptophyta, Magnoliopsida, Lamiales, Lamiaceae. The coding region runs from base 1 to 432 and encodes 143 amino acids. The record is from RefSeq and is a predicted model, not a curated record. The transcript is spliced from 6 exons. Gene Ontology annotation, biological process: negative regulation of flower development; vegetative to reproductive phase transition of meristem.
AUGGAGUAUGCAUAUUCUUUUUCACUUAAAACAUAUUUACAACUCUCCAAACCUAAGGUUCUACUUCAUGCUGCUGGAGAUUUCACUACUUUUUUCACCUUGAUCAUGACAGACGUCCCUGAUGUUCCUGGUCCUAGUGAUCCAUACCUCAGAGAGCACUUACACUGGAUUGUGACAAAUAUCCCAGGCAGCACCACAGACUCAUCAUUAGGAAGAGAAGUGGUUAACUACGAAAUGCCAAGGCCAAACAUAGGAAUACAUCGGUUGGUAUUUAUUCUGUACAAGCAGAAGAAGAGGAUGCAGUCUGUGAGCGUCCCUCUUUGCAGAGACGGAUUCUGCAGCAGAAAAUUUGCCGAUGAACACGAAUUAGGGCAACCCGUCGCAGCCCACUUCUUCAACUGCCAACGUGAUUCCGCUGCUAGAACACGCUAG